Messenger RNA from Elephantulus edwardii (Cape elephant shrew), 1051 nucleotides. It is a transcript of the gene GALM, whose product is annotated as galactose mutarotase (aldose 1-epimerase). Gene Ontology annotation, molecular function: carbohydrate binding; aldose 1-epimerase activity. The record is from RefSeq and is a predicted model, not a curated record. Bases 23 to 1051 code for a protein of 342 amino acids. Gene Ontology annotation, biological process: beta-D-galactose catabolic process via UDP-galactose, Leloir pathway; glucose metabolic process. Lineage: Eukaryota; Metazoa; Chordata; Mammalia; Macroscelidea; Macroscelididae. The transcript is spliced from 9 exons.
CUGCACACGCAAGAUUUUCCUCAUGGCUUCGGUGACCAGAUCCGUGUUUGGAGACUUGCCGUCGGGGGCAGGAACAGUGGAGAAGUUCCAGCUGCAGUCAGACCUGCUGACAGUGGACAUCAUCUCCUGGGGCUGCACCAUUACAGCUCUGGAAGUCAAGGACAGGCAGGGAAGAGCGUCUGAUGUGGUGCUUGGCUUUGCCGACUUGGAAGGUUACCUGCAGAAGCAGCCCUACUUUGGAGCAGUGGUUGGUAGAGUAGCCAACCGAAUUGCCAAAGGCACAUUCACAUUGGAUGGGAAGGAAUACAAGCUGGCCAUCAACAAAGAGCCCAACAGCCUGCAUGGAGGUGUCAGAGGAUUUGAUAAGGUCCUUUGGACCCCUCGGGUGCUGUCCAAUGGUGUGGAGUUCUCACGAGUCAGUCCAGAUGGCGAGGAGGGCUACCCUGGAGAGCUGAAGGUCUGGGUGACCUACACGCUGGACGGCGGGGAGCUCAUGGUCAACUAUAGAGCACAGACCAGUCGGACCACACCAGUCAAUCUGACCAACCAUUCUUAUUUCAACCUGGCAGGUCAGGGUUCUCCAAAUGUAUAUGAUCAUGAAGUCACUAUAGAAGCUGAUGCUUUUCUACCUGUGGAUGAAACACUGAUCCCUACAGGAGAAAUUGUUCCUGUGCAAGGAACUGCGUUUGACCUGACAAAGCCAGUGGAGCUUGGGAAGCACCUGCAAGAGUUCCAUAUUGGCGGUUUUGACCAUAAUUUCUGCCUGAAGAGAUCUAAAGAAAAGCAUUUUUGCGCAAGGGUCCACCAUGCCCCCAGUGGAAGAGUACUGGAAGUGUACACCACCCAGCCUGGCGUCCAGUUCUACACGGGCAACUUCCUGGAUGGCACGCUCAAGGGGAAGAGUGGAGCCAGCUAUCCCAAGCAUUCUGGUUUCUGCCUUGAGACCCAGAACUGGCCCAAUGCUGUCAAUCAGCCCAACUUCCCUCCUGUGCUGCUGAGGCCUGGCGAGGAGUAUAACCACACCACCUGGUUCAAGUUUUCUGUGGCUUAA